Messenger RNA from Zingiber officinale, 501 nucleotides. RefSeq names its product EKC/KEOPS complex subunit TP53RK-like. Gene Ontology annotation, biological process: protein phosphorylation. The record is from RefSeq and is a predicted model, not a curated record. The transcript is spliced from 4 exons. Gene Ontology annotation, molecular function: ATP binding; protein serine/threonine kinase activity. The coding region runs from base 1 to 501 and encodes 166 amino acids. Gene Ontology annotation, cellular component: EKC/KEOPS complex; cytosol; nucleus. Lineage: Eukaryota; Viridiplantae; Streptophyta; Magnoliopsida; Zingiberales; Zingiberaceae.
AUGGCCAUUCAGGGAGUUGAAAAUGAAGCCUUUGGUUUCCUGGUUAAACAGGGGGCAGAAGCUGAAGUUCGUUGCAUGACAAAAGUUAGGCGUCUUGGUGUCCCCACUCCAGUAUUAUAUGCUGUCGAUCCAAUUCUGCAUACUCUGACAUUUGAAUACGUGGAUGGGCUCUCUGUGAAGGAGAUCCUAUUAGAUUUUGGAUUAAAUGGUAUUGUUGAAGAACAACUAGAUGAUAUUGCAAUACAGAUAGGAACUGCAAUGGGAAAAAUGCACGAUGGGGGUCUUAUCCAUGGUGAUUUGACCACUUCAAAUAUGAUUAUUAGGGAGAGACUAAUCAUUUGGAAGUAUUUUACAUCCAUCAAUAUGAUAAUUAUUGAUGUUCUUAUAGAAUUUGGUCUGAGUUUCACAUCAACUCUUCCUGAAGAUAAAGCAGUCGAUCUAUAUGUGUUAAAGAGAGCUUUGUUGUCAAUGCAUUCUUCAUGUGGAAAUGUGGUUAGUUGA